Molecule: messenger RNA, 1272 nt
Organism: Cucumis melo (muskmelon)
Lineage: Eukaryota; Viridiplantae; Streptophyta; Magnoliopsida; Cucurbitales; Cucurbitaceae
Product: ATP synthase subunit b', chloroplastic
Exons: 1
Coding region: 456-1106 (216 amino acids)
Biological process (GO): proton motive force-driven ATP synthesis
Molecular function (GO): proton transmembrane transporter activity
Source: RefSeq, a predicted model, not a curated record
UAGGAAGAAAGGUAAUUUCAUACAAGAAGGCUAAAAAAUAGUUGACAGCUGUGGGAUUUGAACCCACGCCCUUUCGGACCAGAGCCUAAAUCUGGCGCCUUAGACCACUCGGCCAAACUGUCGGAAUUGUGAGUUGAAUAACUAAGAUGAUCGGAAAUGUGACGAAAUAAAUUGGGCUAAAGAAAAGAAAAGCCCAAACAAUGAAGAACAAUUCGGCCCACUUAAUUUCACGCGCAUGGCACGUGUAAAGAAAUCCCAAUCUGUUCUACUAGGUGGUGGUGGUGGCGAGGCGAAGCAAAGCAAAGCAAGAUCAGCCUUAUCAAAUUGUGUGGUGAAGAAUGAAGAUUGUAUAAUGUAGAUAGAAAAAGAUCCCCCCAUUCCCAUUCCCAUUCCCUUUUCUGAAUCCGCCAUUGUUAUCUCUCUCAGACCUCCAUAACCUCCAUUUCUACCCAGCCAUGGCGAACGUUAUCAUGGCCUCUUCCAAACCCCUCUCCCCUCCUCUUUCCAUCUCCAACAAAACCCCCAAAUUCUCCAUCCCUAAAACCCUAACCCUAAUCCCACAAUUCCUCAAAAACCCCCAAUCCAUCUCCCUCUCCACCUCCACUCUCAAAUCCCUCUCCCUCUUCGCCGCCACAUCUCUCUCCUUCGCUCCCCCUUCACUCGCUGAAGAGAUCGAAAAGGCCGCUCUCUUCGACUUCAACCUCACUCUCCCUAUCAUGAUGGCUCAAUUCCUCCUCCUCAUGGUCGGGCUCGACAAAAUCUACUUCUCCCCACUCGGAAAAUUCAUGGAUGAAAGAGACGCCGCCAUUAAAGAGAAGCUGAGUAGCGUUAAAGACACCUCCGAGGGGGUCAAGCAGCUGGACGAACAAGCUGCCGCUGUCAUGAGGGCUGCUAGAGCGGAGAUUUCGGCGGCGCUUAAUAAGAUGAAGAAGGAAACUCAAGCGGAGGUGGAGGAGAAACUGGCGGAGGGGAGAAAGAGAAUUGAUGCGGAGUUGCAGGAAGCAUUGGCGAAUUUGGAGAAUCAGAAAGCGGAAACCAUUAAAUCGCUUGAUGCUCAAAUUGCUGCUCUUAGUGAUGAGAUCGUCAAGAAGGUUCUUCCCGUUUAAAUCAAUUCCUGUUCUGUUCUUAGGUUUCUAAUGGGCUUUUACCAUCGAUCGAUUAUUAUAUGGGUUUCGAUCUGAUUUGAUUUCUACUUUUAUAUUUUUGCCUUGUAAUCAUAAUGAACCAACAAAUUCAAUGUAUAAAACAAUUAAACAUCGUUUUUUCCUUCUA